Messenger RNA from Clunio marinus, 387 nucleotides. Lineage: Eukaryota; Metazoa; Arthropoda; Insecta; Diptera; Chironomidae. The record is from the annotation of a GenBank genome assembly.
UUCAUGUAAAAUAAGUAAUAAAAUAGAAUCAUUAAAGUUUAGAAAAAUAUUUUAGAUAACAAAAUCACUAAACUUUCUACACUUUUCUUUAAAUAAUUUAGAAGCUUAGUUAUGCUUCGUAACACAAUAAACAUCGUCAACUCAUAAAAAAAACAAAAAAGUGUGCAAAGCCUUGAAGGCCAACGCAAUUAUUUUUCGUUAGAUUUAAAUCAUAUUUAAUAGAGAAAGAAAACAAUGACAAUGACAAGUUCAAUGAAAUGAUGUCACAACAUUUCAAUGCAUGAGUAUAGCAAAAAAAAAAGAAGAAAACUUGCAACUGACUGACUACAAAUUCAAUGUAAAGUUUUUUUAAAACGUAAACGACCUUGGCUAUAUCAUAAUUAUAUU